UUAAUAUUAAAUUAUAUUUGAGUUAUAUAUAAAACUCUGAAAUCAAAACAAACUAAAACAAACCAAAAGUGAAAUUUAUUAUACCAACAUGACAUUAUUGGCAAUCAAUUUUUCGGUGUAUUUGCUUCUAAUAACAACUGUUAAGUACCAUGAAGCUGUCGUGUGUGGAACACAUCCAGAUUCCUGUCCACCAGAGAAGAUAAAAUAUCGCCCCUUGGAUGGGUCUUGCAAUAAUUUAGAAAAUCCUGGAAUGGGGACUGCAAAUCAGCCGUAUGCUAGGUUUAUUGAAAAGCCCAAUUAUUCUGAUGGUAUAUCAAAACCACCGGUGGCGAAAAGUGGAAAACCUCUUCCAAACGCACGCUUCAUCAGUGAACAAACAUCUAGGCAUAUCCCUACUGAACGUGCUAAUGUAGUUCGUUUAGUUAGUGGAAUUCACCAAUUUAUAGCCCACGAUCACAGUGUUACUCUAUUACGUUCCGCUGAUCCUUGUUGCACGUCUGAUAUGCGUGCAUUGCCAACCACACCUGAGAGUUGUUUCAACAUAGAUGUUCCAGAUAAUGACCCUUAUUACUCUCAACACAAUGUUACUUGUAUGCCCAUAACUAAAACUACAACAACCAUUAACUUGAAUUGUACUGCAACAAACCCUAAACCGUAUGCAGAUCAAAUUUCAGGUGUAACAGCUGCUCUUGAUCUAAAUAUUGUGUACGGCAGCACUGAAAGCGAAGCUAACGAAUUACGUACGUUUAGUGAGGGCCGCUUGAUAACUAGGAACGGAAGAUAUUUACCACUUGGAUCAGGAUGUGCCACUCCUCCUAAUACUCCGAACAUUUGUUAUAAAACAGGUGAUUUUAGAGCCAACCAGAAUUUAGAUCUUACCAUCAGUCACAUUACGUGGGUUAGAUUUCACGAGUGGUGUUGCGAUCGUAUGGUAUCAAUAAAUCCACAUUGGAACGAUGAAAGGAUUUACCAAGAAUGCAGAAAACUUAACAUUGCCGUAUAUCAGCAUCUUGCUUUCAGCGAAAUGUUUCCUGCCCUUAUCGGAUACAAAGCCAUGGAGAAGAGAAACCUUCUUUAUCCAUACAAGUUAUCCGAAGGACGAUCUACAUACGAUCCUCAUUGCGAAAUUAAUCCAUUAAACGAGUUUUCUACUGCAGGUUACAGAGUAGUGCAUGCUAUUCUUGUUGCAAGCUUGAAAAUGGCUAAUGAAAAGCGUGAUAGUAUGGGCGAUUUACAAUUAACCGAUCACUUAAAUAAUCCUGCAGUACUUGAACGAGAUGAUAUGUUUGAUCAUCUGAUACGUGGAGGUACCUGUCAAAGAGCUAACAAAGUCGGUUCAUCAUUUGACCCAGAUCUUACCAGAAACCUUCGGUUUGACGUCAGUCCUUUGAAAUUUGGAAUAGACAUACAUGCCGCAGAUAUUCAAAGGGGCAGAGAUCAUGCACUCGCAUCUUACAGUGCCAUAAGAUCAAAGUGUGGACUCAAAAAAGCGACUACUUUUGAUGACUUUCUUGAUGCAAUGACGAAAGAGAAUGCUGACUUAUUAGCAAGUGUUUACGAAGAUGCGCAAGAUGUAGAAUUGAUAAUUGGUGCUACGUUGGAAACGGCUAAACCACAUUCUGUGCUGGGUCCUACAGCGGAGUGCUUGUUUUUGGAGGCUCUCGAACGUAUACAAAAAUGCGAUAGAUACUGGUGGGAUAAUAAUCAAAACCAUUUUACGGAUCCUCAACUGGAAUCAAUACGAUCAAUGACUGUGGCUUCGCUCCUUUGUUUGGCUGGCGAUAAUAUAAGAAAUAUGCAGAGAUACGCCACGAAACCUAUUCAUCCUAUCGAUAAUCCAAUCGUAAGCUGUGCAGACCAACCUCCCAUGUCUAUGGAAGCUUUUAGAGAAACUACUGUUCUGCAUUCUAUGAAAUCGUUUUUUGAAAAUUUCUUUAGCAGAACAAAAAAAAAUUGAAUAUAUAUAAAAUAUGUAUAUAAAAAUUGUAAAUCUAAAAGAAAGGUAGUAAUUGUUAUAUAUUUAAUUAGCUAGAGUAGAACCAGAUUUGCUGAAAGCACUGCCUGUUCCUUUUCUGUUAAAUAUAUUUUUUUCGUUUGUUUAUAAUGCUUUUAAAAAUACAUUCAAAAUGAAAAUAUUUUAUAACGGAUAAUAACAAACUUUAUAAUUUUUUAUCACCAUGUAUGUAUUUUUGUGAUACUAGGUAUUUUAAUAAAUUUUUUGUUUUAAUA
Messenger RNA from Psylliodes chrysocephalus, 2229 nucleotides. The record is from the annotation of a GenBank genome assembly. NCBI's taxonomy places the organism in Eukaryota, Metazoa, Arthropoda, Insecta, Coleoptera, Chrysomelidae.